ACUGACUCAGAAGAGACAAGUAAUGUGUAAUGUGCUAUGCAGAUCCUUCCAGAAUCAUUGUGUCCAAGUGAAAACUGAAUCAUUGGUUUCGGACAUAAAGGAGACUGAGAAAGCAUUAUGUUCAUUACGUUCUGCAAAAGGGGAGUUGGAGUGGGAUGCUGAGGGAAGACCUCCUAUAAAGAAAACUGCAACAUUUGGGUACAAGCUCCUUGUACAGUACAAGGAAAGGGAGAAUCUCUGACUGCACAGGAGUUUUCUUUCUUUGUAUAACAUGGAAAACAAUACGAAUGUGCACAUUAAGGAAGAAGACUGUGAAUGGGAAUGCAUGCAACAUCAGAUGAAUAUUUAUAGCAUUGAGGAAAAAGAAGAUUGUAAAUUGGGACUAAUAAAUGUUAAAAGAGAAUCUGAGCCAACAUCAGAUACAAGUGACUUGCAGCUAAAUACAAUUGUAAUCCAUGUCAAGGCAGAAGACUUCAAAUCAGAGGCUGUCUCUCAACUUGUGUGUCCAGAAGAAGAGCUAACUGGAACAGACUUCACAAAAAGUACAUCUCACUCUUUCCAGAAUGAUCAUGUCCAAGUGAAAACCGAACCUUUGGAUUCUGACAUAAAGGAGACAGAGAAUGCAUCAUGUUCAGCACAUUCUGGAGAAGAUUUGCAAGAAAGAUGGACCAUCUAUCAACCUUCGUUUUUUGAGGCCUCUCUUCAUUGUAGACCACAGCAAAACGAAAAUGUGAAAAAACUGACAUCAGAAUCGGAGAUUUUGACACCAGCCUCAGUGACAUAUAGUUCUCCGCGUGUUGUGAAAUUAACAAAGGAAAGCAUCAUCAACACUCAACAACAGAUGCAUGAUUCAAAAUCUGCAGCUCUGGAUGUUUGCCAAAAGCAGACAAGAACAUUUAAAGAUAAAUCGAGAUUCAUACUUCACAGGGGUCACACACAACAGAAGCCAUACUGUUCUAAAUGUGGAAAACAAUUCUGUAGCAAAAGCAGUCUUGAAACACACAAACGAAUACACACUGGAGAGAAGCCAUAUUGCUGUUAUGAAUGUGGCAAACAAUUUAACACCAGUACUCAUCUUAAGACUCACACAAGAAUUCACACAGGAGAGAAGCCAUAUUGCUGUUCUGACUGUGGCAAACAAUUCUCAAGGAGUAAUUCUCUUCAGGUUCAUUCAAGAACGCACACUGGAGAGAAACCAUAUUGCUGUUCUGAGUGUGGUAAGCAAUUCUCUACUAAUAGCAGUUUUCAGAGACAUAAAAGAAUUCACAAUGGAGAAAGGCCUUAUCAUUGUUUGGAAUGUGGCAAAGAAUUUUCUGAUAUAAGCAAUCUUAAGAGCCAUACAAGAAUUCACACUGGAGAGAUACCAUAUCACACUUCUGAAUGUGGCAAACAAGUUUCAGACGAAAGCAAUUUUCAUGCUAAUACAAAAACUCACAAAGGAGAAAUGCCAUAUAACUGUUCAGAGUGUGACAAAGGAUUUAGCACAAAUGGCAAGCUUCAGAUCCAUUUUAAAACACACACUGGACAAAGGCCAUAUUGCUGUUCUGACUGUGGAAAACGAUUCUCUAGGAGUAGCAGAUUUGAAAGACAUAAAAGAUUUCAUAUUGGAGAACGGCCAUAUCGGUGUUCAGACAGUGGCAAACAGUUCUUUGAUACAAGCAAUCUUCAAAUUCAUACAACAAUUCACACAAAAGAUAGGCCAUACUGUUGUUUUGAAUGUGGCAAAGGAUUUAGCACAAAUGGCAAGCUUCAUGUCCAUUUAAGAAUACACAAUGAAGAUAAGCUUUAUUGCUGUUCUGACUGUGGCAAAAUAUUCUCAAGGAGUAGUACUGUUCAGGUCCAUUCAAGGGUACACACUGGAGAGAAGCCAUAUUGCUGUUCUGAGUGUAGUAAACGAUUCUCUACCAGUAGCAGUUUACAGAGACAUAAGAGAAUUCACAGUGGAGAGAGGCCAUAUUGCUGUUCUGAAUGUGGGAAACAAUUUAACACCAGUACUGCUCUUCAGACCCACACAAGAAUUCACACAGGAGACAAACCAUAUUGCUGUUCUGACUGUGGCAAACAAUUCACAAGAAGAAGUUCUCUUCAGGUUCACUCAAGAAUGCACACUGGAGAGAAACCAUAUUGCUGUUCUGAGUGUGGUAAGCGAUUCUCUAGUAAUAGCAGUUUUCAGAGACACAAAAGAAUUCACAAUGGAUAGAGGCCUUAUCAUUGCAUAUAUCAGAAAAAUCUUUGCCACAUUCUAAACAAUCUUAAGAGCCAUGCAAAAAUUCAAGCUGGAGAGAUACCAUAUCACACUGUUGAAUGUGGCAAACAAGUUUCAGUCAAAAGCAAUUUUCAUACUAAUACAAGAAUUCACAAACGAUAAAUGCCAUAUAGCUGUUCAGAGUGUGACAAAGGAUUUAGAACAAAUGGCAAGCUUCAGAUCCAUUUAAAAAUACACGCCGGACAGAGGCCAUAUUGCUGUUGUGACUGUGGAAAAUGAUUCUCUAGGAGUAGCAGAUUUGAAAGACAAAAGAUUUCAUAUUGGAGAAAGGCCAUUUUGGUGUUCAGACAGUGGCAAACAGUUCUUUGAUACAAGCAAACUUCAAAUUUUACAACAAUUCACACAAGAGAAAUGCCAUACUGCUGUUUUGAAUGUUGCAAAGGAUUUAGCACAAAUCGCAAGCUUCAAGUCCAUUUAAGAAUACACAAUGGAGAGAAGCUUUAUUGCUGUUCUGACUGUGGAAAAAUAUUCUCUACCAGUAGCAGCGUACAGAGACGUAUGAGAAUUCACAGUAGAGAGGGGCCAUAUUGCUCUUCUGACUGCGGCAAACGAUUCACUGAUAAAAGUAAUCUUCACACAAGAAUUCACAACGAAAAAUGUGAAGUAAAUGGAAUAUUAUUUACUGUCGUAAAUAUGACUGAAGAUUGAGGUUCACUCCUUUCUUGUUAGUAAGCAUGAUAAACAGAGUAAGAAUUCCACUGAAUGUUCUAUUUACUAGCCCCUGUGAUUGAUGAAUACAUACCGUAUGUGAAGUUACUGGGAAAAGUGCUAGCUUGUUAUUUGCAAACUGGUACAUCCAAAUCAGACCAGGUUUAUUACAAUUCACCACUCUGCUGACAGUGUGCUUUAAUCUCUUGUGUAUUAUCAACAGUGACCAUUCAAAUGCCCUACUGCACUUUUUUAUUAGAUACAGAGGCUUUUGACUGGCACAGUUAGUACUAUCUAGGGAGAGUCUUGGAAACCCAAUGUUGACUCCUUUUCAUUUGUUUUAUUUAUUCAAAAUGUUCCUUCUUUUUUGUGUUUAGGCAGCAUCAUGUUGUCUUCUGUUAAAAGCAUUGUUUCUUCUAAUUUUGACAAUGCAGCUAAGGAUUUUAAGCAUUCUAUCAGCAAAUGAAUCAACAUGUCAUUAUUCCAGCUUUAAUUAGAUAUCAUACAGAUAACCACCCUUGCUUCUUUAAAGUUUCUGAGUCCAAUGAUCCCACUCCCAAAUUCUCCCAAAUAUUAGAAACACAUCAGACGUCUCAUGUAUAACGCCAUGCAUAGAACUCUCACUAAAACAUGGUGUACGGACAAACAUGGAAAUGUGCAUAUUCACAAAAAAAUCCAGAUGCAUUAAACUGUGUGUACACCAGGUUCCAUGCACUUCCCGUACCGUCUGAGUGUCUUACGGAAGUGUAUUACGGUACAGAGAAAUAAAUAGGAAUAGACUGAAAUGUAGACUUUAAUCUCAAAAGUUUAUUUUGUUAUCGAAGUUGAAUUUCAUACGUUUCAUCUUAAAAUCAUUUUAAUUUGCUAGUGUUUUUUCAAAUCCCAUCAUAACUAAAGUUGCAUGUUAAGUUCUUCAUGUUCUCUGUGUGUGAAUCACUACGUGCUUCUUAAGCGGACUUUCUCUGACACAGGAGGCUUAUCAAGGUCAGAGAAUAUGGUAAGUAUAUACUGAAGCAUGCUUUCCAGGAGAUCAUGAACAUCUCUGUCUUCACAAAAAUCUCUGAAACCACCAGACAGCUUUGAGUAUCCAUCAAAUGUACUAGACUCCUUGUCAAACAGGUUAUAAAACUGCAAGUUUUUCUCCUGGCUCCUUUGUCAUGGCAUGCAAUCUGGUGUACAAGGUGUCAAUGGCCUCGCUAACUUCAAAUAUCAGCAAGUCUUUGCUCUGGAAAAGAGUUGAGGUGGCUGUAAUAACAGAAAGUACAUCCAUCAUCAGAUAUAGAUAUUUAAUAAAUUUUACUUGCUUGAGGUCAUGUAGGAUGGCUUUAGCCUGCCCCAGUUCAUCUGCCUUGUUUGAUGUGGAAUGUAUCUGUUCCAUGUGGGUAAUAGUUACAUGUAAAUCCUGGCUAACAGCUUUCAGUGCUCUGGACUUUGAUGAUACCCAUCUGAUGGCUUUUAUUUCUGAAUGCAUAAGCAAGGUUUCAUCCAAAAUUGACGUAAGAUUUUGCAGCUCACUUCGUCUCUUUGGUGAAAAAGAAUCAAACUUGCAGAUGCGCUUAAUGGUGUCUUCAAACUUUUUCAGAUAGGUGUACUUGAUGCUGUAAAAGACGUAAGCAAACUCCAGUUUAUGUGCCACACAAUGUGUAACAAGAACUUUGUUACUUACACAAUCACUGAGCUUUCUGGCAACACCAUUUUUAGCUCCAAGAUUAACUGCUGCACCAUCAAGAUUAAUGCACACAAGCUUUGGGUCAUUGUCUCCAAUUUUUUCAAUAUCAAUGCCACAUUUUGACAAACCAUUUUUUAUGGCAGCAACAACACCAUCUGCUCUGGCAUUUUCUAAAUUCUCAAUGCUAGCCAAGGCUGUGUAGGGAUCAAACGUUUCUGGAUGAACGUACCCCAGUAGUAUACCUUCUUGGUCUAUUACUGAUGAGUCGAUGCUUGAGUCACUCAUGACUGAAAAGAAUCUGACAUGUUUCAUGUGGCUUGAGACAUCAUUCAAGAAAACAGACGAUAUUGACUUCACAAACUCAACACAGGCGUCCCUGCCUCGAUGGUCACUCCCUAAAUUUACACCAUUCUUUUCCUGCACAGAACACAAAUUGAAAGUCAGUAAAUGGCCUUUUGUGCUUAGCAACAGCAUAAGCAGUAUUGAACAGCCUAGCAUAACACUCAACCUCCGAGCGUUCAACUUUAGAAAACGCUUUUUCAAUUGAACCAACUUUUUUCUUACUUUUAGACUCAUGCUUUGACAUACAGGCAAUGUGUUUCGCAGACAGCUGAUGUAACAGUAGUGUGUCUUUUCUGUUGACUUUCUUUGCCGGUAAAUAAUGUGGAUGUUUUGUCGGCAAUAAGUGGAUACUGACGGCAAAUUUGGCAAAAAAACGGAGUCAGUGUUGUCUGCAUUUACCCACGGAAACUCUUGAAAAGACCGUUUUCAUUUUUUAUCAUACUCACAGUCCCUUUCAGCUUUUUUUUUUCUUUUCUUGCCCUCAUUGUCAGGUUUUUUAGGGCCUGUUGUGCCAGUUUUAAUCAAGAAACGAUCCAUUUCUCAUCUGCGAUGCUACUUGCUUCAGUUUCAGCAACACGCAUAUAGCGAGAAAAACGUGCUUACCGCAUAAUGACGUAUUCAAAAUUCCACAAGAUGGUACAUUUCCAAAGAAGUAAAUAUUACCAAUGUUGUCGGGAAUAAAUAAUCACGUCUAAGUGAAGAUUUUUAUAGAUCUUUCAUAACAUUUUAAACCGUUAGAAUUUUUUCUUCUUUAUUUUUAAUAAACUGACAGCGCGAAACCAACUUGUUUUAUAUGAAAAAUUCUCUAAUUAAAAAUGAUCUAUAGGCAGCUCAUAAAAAUCGAUGUUGUCACGCAAUAAAUUUCUUAACUCCUCAAUAUAUCACAACCUACGCGAAAUCACAAAUUUCAGGAAAGAUUAACUGCCUAACAAGCUUUGUUUUGUGGUGAAAACAUUUGCAUUGUAAUGACCGCAUUUUUACGUAGAAACAAUGAAUUUUAUCAAUAACAUAUAAAAGUUAUCGAUUACGAUGUAAUCUGAUGAUUUUUCAUUAUAAUGUCGGCAUUAAAAAAAAUGACCACAUCUCCAAGCGUGUAAAUAGUAGGGCAAAAUACUUAUGUAAGCCCGUAAGAGUGCUUCCCCUUUGAAAAAUCAGCCGUCAUUUUGUAAACAAUAUUGAAGACCAACGUAACACAUGAAGAACAUGCCUAAGUAGACUGUUUCCGCACGAAGUAUGUACCCAAAUGUUUAAAAUUUGAAAGUAGUGGUAAAAAUGUGCCCUGCACAGCACAUAUACUUUUUUCUCCAGAAAAUUGCACUUGUCCAUGGACAACUGAAACCAGAAAAACACGCUUGUCUGACGGUCAAUUUACCCGUGUCGGACGAGUCGGGCGUUGGAUUUCUGCACCCCUAAAUAAGAACACUGGAUGAAGAAGCAUAUAAAUACUAGACAAUAAAGAAUGAAUUGAUGGUGUGCAUCUCAGUCUAUCUGUAAAUUAUGAGGAUUUUUCCAGUAUUGUGAAUAUUUGCCAUUUCUGGUAGAACAAUAACUACUGCCAGCUGCAAAGAUUUUGAUACAGAAUGACCCAUCGCUAUUGAACAUAGACACAGCAUUUGUAACAACAUAAAGUGAAAUUAACAUUAUAAAAGUUACAUUAAAUGAAAUUCAAUUACGCUAACUCACUACAGACUACGGAUGCUGUUUUUGUUUUCAAAUUUCAAAUGCAGUAAUAUGUUUAUUGCAGUUUGCAUUCAAAAUUAGUUUGAAGUUUUCACAUGUUUGCAUUUGAUAUCAGAUUACACCAGGCACGCUAUGACACAUUGUCUGUAAAUUAAAC
Molecule: messenger RNA, 6762 nt
Organism: Erpetoichthys calabaricus (reedfish)
Lineage: Eukaryota; Metazoa; Chordata; Cladistia; Polypteriformes; Polypteridae
Product: zinc finger protein 345-like
Exons: 4
Coding region: 272-2200 (642 amino acids)
Source: RefSeq, a predicted model, not a curated record